AUGCCGUGCUCCAUUCUGCAGGACUCCGCGUACAAUUUGGACCCAGAAACGCCCAACAUGGUGGAUGACUUCACCGCUGCCAUGCUCGAGAGAGAAGGGAAGGAGUUGAGCGACCUCGAGACGGAGAUUGUGGAAGCCCCGUUUGUUCAGGUUCCGUUGAACGUGAUGGAGGACCGCCUCUUGGGCUCUGUGGACGUGGAGGAAUCGGUGAAACAGGGAAAGACGGUGUUUCUGCCAGGAUUGUUAGCGAACGCCCACCGGGGCAUCCUGUACGUCGACGACAUCAACCUGCUGGACACUGAGCUGUGCCAGAUCCUACUGGGGAUUGUGGCUGAUGGAUGGGUUAACGUGGAGCGAGAGGGUAUAUCGAUGAGGUACCCAUGCAAGCCUCUGAUGAUCGCCACGUUCAACCCGGAGGAGGCAGAGUUGCGGGACCAUCUCCUGGACCGCAUCGCUGUUGCUCUCAGCGUUGAUGCUGCGCCAUUGGACAUGGAUCAGCGCAUUGAAGCUGUGAACGGUGUGCUGGAGUGGGCUGACAUCGACGAGGCAGAUCUCCAAAGCAUUCUGGACGAGGAAGAUAACGUCAAGACUCGCAUCAUCUUCGCCAGGGAAGAGCUGAAGGUGCCUCUCCCCUAA
Molecule: messenger RNA, 636 nt
Organism: Ectocarpus sp. CCAP 1310/34
Lineage: Eukaryota; Phaeophyceae; Ectocarpales; Ectocarpaceae
Source: the annotation of a GenBank genome assembly